AUGGGGAGUGAACUGUUGAUCAUUGUUACUCGAGCUGCUCAAAAGGGAUUCCGUUGUGAUUCAGAAGCAAAGGUUCAAUUUCUCCGUGAACAAAAGAUUCCCUUCGAUGUCCAAGAUGAACACGGUCGAAUCUCUCUCUUUGAUGCCGUGCAGAUGGGUCAUUACGAAGUCGCCAAGCUCCUACUUGAAGCAGGUGCCAAUCCUAACACCACCGAGCGUGGAGCUCUAGCGCCAAUACCUUAUGAUGCAAAGGGGCCCCUCAGAUUUCGAAAUCAGCCAGAUAAGGUUGCUACCCAUACACCGCUGUUCUUUGCAGCAGGAACUGGAGACGACCGCAUGGUUGAGCUUCUGCUAUCUCACAGUGCAGAGCCUGACCAUGAAAAUAAAUACGGCGAGACCGAUAAUGUGGGCUGCUGGGAGAGGAUUUGA
Messenger RNA from Aspergillus costaricaensis CBS 115574, 429 nucleotides. Its product is annotated as ankyrin repeat domain-containing protein. NCBI's taxonomy places the organism in Eukaryota, Fungi, Ascomycota, Eurotiomycetes, Eurotiales, Aspergillaceae. Bases 1 to 429 code for a protein of 142 amino acids. The record is from RefSeq and is a predicted model, not a curated record. Gene Ontology annotation, molecular function: protein binding. The transcript has a single exon.